AUGAUGCAGCCUGCAGCUUUGUGUUUAGCUGGAUUCUUCAUGGCCUUUCUUCUCUUACAGAUCACCAUACACACCCAAGCUAUGAGCUUAGAUAUACAGAUUAACAUUCAGGUUCCAGAUGCAGAAGGGGUACUGGUGGAGUGUACUUCAGGAAGUUUGAUCCCACCUGCUGAGAUGACAUGGAGAGACAGCAAGGGGAAUGUAAUUCCACACUCACCAAAAUUUGACUCUCAGGAUGGAUUAUUGUACUUGAAGAGCAGUAUUCUUCUGAAGAACAGAACACAUGGUCCAAUUACUUGUUCCAUUUACAAUGUAACUACUAAUCAAGAGAAAAAGAGAAGCAUUGUCCUCUCAGAUGUCCUCUUCAAACCAGAGUAUAUGUCAUUGAUGUCAAACAGACCUCCAUGUCCUGUAAUAUAUUUAAGCAUUAUAUUUGUUCUUCAUUGUCUCAGAGGAAUACUUGUUUUUUGUUAUCUCGGAUGGAGAAAAAAAAAAGGAAAUGGUAAAGACCUCCUAAAUCUUCUUACUGACUCUUUUCCAGGUCCGAAUAAAAUGAAGCUUUGCUAUGAGUUUAUGUGGGAGUGUCUACCAUUAGUUUUGUAUAUUGGCUUCCUCCCUCUCUAUUUGAAUUUCAGGAGCAGAGCUUCUAUUUUGGACAAUGCAUACCCACUGUACAGUAAUUGGCUGUGGGAUGUAUGCAUAAUCUUGGCUGUGAUGAUGGUAUUUUUCACUGGACUCAUUUUGCUUCUACUUGGGACCCUAAACCAUAAGUAA
Molecule: messenger RNA, 774 nt
Organism: Peromyscus californicus insignis
Lineage: Eukaryota; Metazoa; Chordata; Mammalia; Rodentia; Cricetidae
Product: selection and upkeep of intraepithelial T-cells protein 10-like
Exons: 5
Coding region: 1-774 (257 amino acids)
Biological process (GO): T cell receptor signaling pathway; regulation of cytokine production
Cellular component (GO): external side of plasma membrane
Molecular function (GO): signaling receptor binding
Source: RefSeq, a predicted model, not a curated record